UGUGAGAACUUCCACCAGUCUGAUGCUCUACUACUCCAAAGUUCUUUCAUGUGAGGAAGUUUGACGUCACAACAAAGACGAGAGUAUAACUCGCCACGCAAACUGAAAAGAUAUGAAUGUUCGGAGCACAGUUUGGCUGUGUUUGUCCUCUGUCUAUGUGCAUGUUAUUUGCCAUGUUGUGUGUAGUGGACAUUUGUGCCUCGCUGCUGUCCGACAGUAACAUUCUCACUGGCACACAGACCUGACCUAGAAUUGCUACUUAGAAUUCGGGCUAAACCAUCGCGCCGGAGCGGAGAGGGGGGGGAGACGACAGGAAAUCUUGACUGGGAUGUAAUGGAGUAGGACCACUGGAAAGCUCGGGCGAAAGGGGGGAGACACAUUUCUAUUUUAUAAUGUUACCGUGAUAAUGUUGUGAUUUGACGAGCGUACGCGAUGAAUCCGUCGUUCGAGGAAAACGGAAAUUGAGCUAACAUUCCAGGUGUGAAUGACUUGUGGCUGUAGGGUGUCGUGAGUGGGUCCAGGUUCCUGCACAGCCUCCGUGGCUGACUGGGAGGAGUUGAGUGGAGAGCAGACAUCAGUGCCCAGGGGACCUGAGACCUGGUUCUCCAUAUGAGGCCCUGCUGAAAGGGCAGGGGGGCUUCUGAGUGUGCCUAAGGGCCGUUGAAAGCCCCCUUGGGGGAGUUUCAUAAAUACACACCGAGCAAGAAAAGACUCCUGGACUAUUGUUAUUGUUUUUACACACUUUUUCUCACACACACACACACACACACACACACACACACACACACACACACACACACACAGACACGCGCACACACACACACACACACACACACACACACAGACAAGGACAUAGAGAGAAUGUUGGAGGUCCAAGAGGAGAGGCCAGCGGCGGCAGGUACAGCAGCGACACAUUUCAACAAGAAGGAGCGAGGGAAGAAAGAACGAGAGGAGGCCAAGGACGGUCGGGGAAACCUCUCCAACAUUGGGAAUCCUGUUCCUGGCUCCAGGAACGUGCGCGCAAAGGCGCCGCUCUCCCACACAGGCAGUCCUCACCAGCUCAUCACUCCACCCUGUUCUGUAGUCCUGGGAGCCCCAUCAAUGCACUCCAAUAGGCUAAAGAACUCCCCGUCCACCAACACACAGAGCCCUAAACCUAAGACGGAGGCCAUGGUACGCUCACCUCCUGUCAUGUCCCCCUCCACUGCCACCCAGAUGGACUCUAAAAUGCCCAAUCAGGGUAAACCAGGGAGUACCGGCAGUCAAUCACAGCCCUCACCGUGUGACCCAAAAACUCUGGGUGCCAAGGGGGCUCAGAAUGUGGCAGGGGGCAUGGGGCUGAAGAACGGCCAGGGCCUGACCUCUGGCUCAAGCUCCAAGGUUAAAGUCAAAAGGGAGAGAAGCACCUCAGUGGAGUCAUUUGAACAACCGGAGAGUGGCACACCUACUAGUGAGGAAAAAGACAGCAGCAGGGUGAAGAGGAUGUGUGUUGCAGAGAGGAGGCAGCCGUACAGUGGAGCUGACUGGUGCUCUGGGGGAGAGAGUGACGAAGAUGACAAAGGAUUCUUCAACUGCAACUCCACUGACGUGAAGCCCCAGGACACAGUCACACAUUCUACCUCCAAUGCCGGACUCAGUCGCUCCUCCACACCCUCCCACAAUACACUGGGAGGCCAGGGCUCCACAACAGAACCUCCACCUGGUCAGAAACCAGGCUCAAAACUUGUUUAUGUCUUCACCACAGAGAUGGCCAACAAGGCAGCUGAUGCAGUUCUAACUGGCCAUACAGAAAACAUCAUUGCCUUCCACAUGAAAAACAUCUCCAACAGCAAGGACAAAGCUCACCUCCUGAACAAUGCAGCAAGUGCUCUCCGAAAUGACUCCAAGCCUCCCCAGCAACCCCCUUCCCAUGCCCAAGAUCAGAGUCACCAGCCUGGAUCCAAACCGUCCUUACCUGGCAUGGCAGAGCCAGCCCCACCCCAGCCUUCAAACCAAGGGAACCAGUCUGGUGUUCUUCCACAGGAAGGGUCAUCCUCUGCAAGCAUGGAAUCCAAAAAUCUUCCUGGCAGUAGCCCCAGUAACACGACCACCCCAGUUGACCAGGCCCCUGUCACCCAACCUGAGGCAGGCCUCAACCCUCCAACAGCAGGGGAAGGAGGGCAGGGUGGAGGCUCUGGUGGAGUGGGUCUGACACCCCAGCAGCAGCAACAACAGCAGCAGCUGGCCCAGGAGCUAUUGAACAUGGAGGCUAACACAGAGGGUCUGUCCCAAGAACAGUUGGAGCAUCGCCAGCGCUCUCUGCAGACCUUGCGAGAUAUUCAGCGCAUGCUUUUCCCUGAUGACCGUGAUGCCCCACCACCUGGGCCCCCACAGUCCCAUGGUGGACCCCAUGAUGGAGGUCCUGAUGGUGCACCCCGCAGGGCUGAGCAGGGCCCCUUACAGGCUAUGAUGGCACAGUCUCAGAGCCUUGGUCCGCCAGGUGGGCCAGGAGGACCACGUCCACAAGGUCCACCCUUUGGCCCACCCCAUGGUCCCAGAGAAAUGCCCCCAUUUCCACAGGAUGAAAUGGGUGCACACAUGGGGGGGCCAGUGGGUUGUGGAGAUGGAGAUCAGAUGACCCCAGAACAGGUAGCUUGGUUGAAGCUACAGCAGGAGUUUUAUGAAGAGAAGAGGAAGAAACAAGAAAUGCAACACCGGCCACUUCCUCCAGACAUGAUGAUGCACCCGCAUGGUCCACGUGGCAUGAUGCGUGGGCCCCCACCUCCUUAUCAGAUGGGCCCAGGAGAAAUGUGGGGAGGACCAGGUGGCCCACCAGAGCACUACCAGGAGCGCAUGGCCAUGGGCCCAGGCCCCAGGGGAAUGCCCCCACAUAUGCAGAGGAUGCCUGGCUUCUCUGGGAUGAUGAAUCCGGAAAUGGAGGGACCCCCAAGGCCUGGAAUGGGCUGGCCUGAUGACAUGCCUCCCCGUAUGGGAGAUGCACGAGGCUUCCCUGGAGGACCUGGAGGAAUGUUUGCUGGUCCAGGGGGUCGUGGUGAGCGUUUCCCAAAUCCUCAGUCAGUCCAAGAAGCUAUGUUCCACCCAGGUAUGGGGGGUGAGAAGGGCCUGCCCCCUGGUAUGAUGAUGGACAUGCAAAGGAUGAUGGGGCACCAAAGAGGUGGAAUGGAACCUGGUAAUGGCAUGGGUAUAUUUCCCAGAAUGCCUGGUGAUAGUCCUAUGAGUCCAUCCUCUAGGCUCCAGGGAAUGGGGGGCAGGGAAAUGGGGCCUGAGUUUGGCAUGGGGCCUGGACCUGGGCCAGGACCUCACAUGCACCCUUCCAAACUACGAGACCCGGGCAUGACCAUGAGUCCUGAUGAGAUGAUGAGAAUGAGAGGAGGUGGGGGACCUCCGAUGGAGAGCAUGGGUCCUCAAGGCAGGCCCAUGCAGGGGCCGCCCUUCCCUGAGCAGACACAGCCAGGAGACUUUCCUAUGGGGCCUGGGCGGCCCUUCCCGGGGGGCCCUGGAGGAAUGAGGGGUCCACAUGGAGAACAAGCCUUUGGUCCAGAACACAGAUCUACACCUACAGGAGGUAAUGGUCGUAUUAACCACCUCCCCACUUCUGGUGGCCCCUCACAAGGUCAGAGGAGCCGAAAGCCAGCAGAUCUGAAUGUCCAGGCAGGAGGAGGGAACUCUCCCAGUGUCAACCCACUUAAGUCCCCUCCUUUAAGGCAAGUGCAGUCCCCCAUGAUGGGCUCUCCCUCUGGAAACCUGAAAUCCCCCCAGACACCGUCCCAGCUGGCUGGCAUGCUCACUGGUCCCACAGGCCCCAGUGCUCCUCCAGCUCCUCCAGCUUCAGCACCAAUGAAGUCCCCCCACUCCAUGAUGGGAUCAGCUGGUGCCUCUCCGGUUCAUAUGAGGUCUCCUUCUCUUCCUAACCCCUCCCCAGGAUGGGCUUCCUCACCAAAACCACCCAUGCAGAGUCCUGGAGUACCACCUCAGGGUGGCAAGCCUCCCCUCAGUAUCACCUCACCAAACAUGAUGGGGGGCAUGGAGCCAGGUGGUAACGGGCCUCCCUCAGCCCCUCCUUCAUCAGGGGCUCCAUCUGGCUCCAUGUCCCUCCCAGGCAAUGUCCCGUCUGGCAGUCCGUACACCAUACCCCCUGAGCCAACUUUAUCCCAGAACCCUCUCUCCAUCAUGAUGUCACGCAUGUCCAAGUUUGCAAUGCCAAGCUCUACCCCACUCUACCAUGAUGCCAUAAAGACUGUUGCCAGCUCUGAUGACGACUCGCCCCCGGCUCGCUCCCCGAACCUGCCAUCAGUGAACAAUAAUGGUAUGGCAAUGAAUCAUCAAGGCAAUCCACGUAUGAUGGGACCUGGAAACUCUGGACCCAUGUCUGCCCUCAGCCCUCUGGGUAUGAAUCCAAUGGGAUCCCAGCCACUCUCCCAUGGCAUGCCCCCACAGAUGCCCUCUCCAAAUGCUCCCAACAUGGGCCCAGGCAUGAUGCCUCAUGGCAUGAUGAUACCACCAAAUCCCCAAGAUCCUGGUAUGGGAAACCCUCAAAUGAUGCCCCAGGGACGCAUGGGUUACCCUCAUCGAGGCCAGGCAUACCCCCUCACCCAGUCCCCUUCCCAGCAAGGCCCUUUCUCCCCGCACAACGGUCCUGGUCCCCAAGGUUUCCCUGGCCAUCCCAUGGGCUUCCAGGGAGAGGGAGGGCCUAUGGGAGGGCGGAUGGGAAACAUGCCUCAUGGGGGAGGGGGUGAUGGGGGUAUGUGCAAGCCCAAUACCCCUGGAGGACCAGAGUUCAACAACAUGCAAGGUGGAUUCAGUGAUGCAGACCUUCAUGAGGUGAUGAGGCCGGGAGCUUCUGGCAUUCCUGAGUUUGACCUGUCCAGGAUUAUCCCUUCAGAGAAGCCCAGCCAGACUCUGUCUUACUUUCCCCGAGGUGGGGGAGACAACCCUGGGGUAAAACCACCACACCCCUCUGGCUUUCCCAUGCAGGGCAUGAUGGGCGAUGGUCCGCCACGGAUGGGGAUGUCCAUGCAGGGGAUGGGGGGGAUGCCAGGGGGCCCUGGUGGGGGAAUGGGCCCCCAAGACAUGCCAAUGGGCAACCCUGGCCACAACUCAAUGCGGCCACCGGGAUUCAUGGGCCAAGGCAUGAUGGGCCCCCAGCAUCGGAUGAUGUCCCCUGGGGGUCCGGGAGGGAUGAUGCAGGCAAGACAAAUGGCCCACCCAGGCCCUGGCGGCUCACCUAACAUGAUGAUGUCACUGCAGGGCAUGGGUGGCCCCCCACAGCAGACAAUGAUGAUGGGGGGUCAGAUGAGGCCACGUGACAUGGACAUGGGGUUCAGUCCGGGCCCUGGAAUGUUCUAA
This is a messenger RNA of Acanthopagrus latus (yellowfin seabream), 5346 nucleotides long. RefSeq names its product BCL9 transcription coactivator (gene bcl9). Gene Ontology annotation, molecular function: transcription coactivator activity; beta-catenin binding. The coding region runs from base 862 to 5346 and encodes 1494 amino acids. Gene Ontology annotation, cellular component: beta-catenin-TCF complex. Gene Ontology annotation, biological process: positive regulation of transcription by RNA polymerase II; canonical Wnt signaling pathway. The transcript is spliced from 10 exons. NCBI's taxonomy places the organism in Eukaryota, Metazoa, Chordata, Actinopteri, Spariformes, Sparidae. The record is from RefSeq and is a predicted model, not a curated record.